CUCCUGACUUUUACAACUUCAUGAUUCAAGACACAGAUAGAUCUUAAUGGGUUAAAACAUAGACAGUGGUUAUAUAUCUGAGAUGGUUAAAAACGGUCUCUAAGGGCAGGAUUCAGUUUAGGAUUGAAAGCUUUUUGGCACCGACAUCUAAACAGCAAUCUACUUUUGUUCUCAGGAAGAAAUGCCUAAUUGCACGUCUUCUCAUGCUUUUAAUUCUGCGAACACACCAAGGGAUCCCAGUAUAAUAAAAUGAAUAAAGAUUAAAGAAGAGAAUUCAGUCUCUACUUUUCAGAAUCUCCAGCUGUCAGACAACUAUAGUACAUCUGGUACUUGCCACACUUGCAGACAAAAGAAAAAUACAAUUUACCUCUGCUCUGAGUUUUAAAAAUUGCUGCUUAGAGUGUGGGAUGUCUUUCAGCAAUAGUGGAAAUGUAGUGAAACACCAGUGGAUUUACUAAAGAGAGAGAGAAAAGCCCUAUUACAUCAAAAUGAGUUUUACUAAGGAGAAUAAUCUUCAAACACAGCCAGAAGAAAAGUCGUAUCACUGUACAGAGUGCGGAAAGAGUUUUAGGUUUAAAAGAAGUUUGGUUAGACACCAGCAGAUUCACACAGGUGAGAGGCCUUACUGCUGUACAGAGUGCGGAAAGAGUUUUUAUCAAAGGAGAACUUUAGUGAUACACCAGCGCACUCACACUGGAGAGAGACCUUUUUCCUGCUCACUUUGUGGAAGGCGUUAUACUGAAAAAGGAUCUUUAGUGAAUCAUCAACGCACUCACACUGGAGAAAGGCCUUAUUCCUGCACCGAAUGCGGAAAGAGUUUUUUUCAAAUUGGAGGGUUAUUAAGACACCAACGGAUUCACACUGGAGAUAAGCCUUAUUACUGCGCAGAGUGCGGAAUGAGUUUUAAACAACAGAGUCAUCUCCAAAAACACAAGCGCUAUCACACAGGAGAGAAGCCGUAUCACUGCUCAGAGUGCGGAAGGAGUUUUAAACUCAAGGAAUGUUUGGUAAUACACCAGCGGACUCACACUGGAGAGAAGCCGUAUCACUGCUUUCAGUGCGGCAAGAGUUUUAGGGCCCGAGGUAAUUUUGCGAGACAUAAGCGCGUUCACACCGGCGAGAAGCUGCACCACUGUUUACAGUGCGGGAAGAGUUUUUUUGACAGAAGUAGUUUAUUGAAUCACGAGCACACUCAUACAGGGGAGAAGCCGUAUUACUGCGCAGAGUGCAUGAAGAGUUUUAAAACCAGGAGAGCUUUAGUAAUACACCAGCGGACUCAUACUGGAGAGAAGCCGUACCACUGCUUACAAUGCGGCAAGAGUUUUACCAGCAAAAGAUAUUGUGCGAAACACAAGCACAUUGACACAGGAGAGAAGCCGUAUCCCUGCACAAAAUGUCGGAGGAGUUAUAAAUCUAAAGAACAUUUAGAAAUACACCAGCGGAUUCACACUGGAAAGAAGGCGUAUCACUGCACAGAAUGUGGAAAGAGUUAUACAUCUAAAGGAUAUUUAGAAAUACACCGGCGGAUUCACACUGGAGAGAAGCCGUAUCACUGCUUACAGUGCGGCAAGAGGUUUAAUUACAGAAGUAAUUUUGCAAGACACAAGCACAUUACCACAAGAGAGGAGCCGCAUCACUGAACAGAAUGCGGGAAGAGUUUUAACAGAAGCAUGUCCAAAGCCAUCAUUGCGUUCGUUUAGCUUUACACUUCUCAACACAGUCAGGAAAAAGAAAUCUUAAGACAAACUAUUGUUGUCAGACAUAUACGAGAAGCUGCAUGAACUCUGUGGACUAAGCUUCAUUUAAACAUGUACAUUUAAGGCAUACAGAUGAAUUGUCAAGAAAUUUUAUUAUUAUUAUUAUUAUUGGUGUGAUACUGGCAUCAAGAUUUAAUUUACACUAGAACUACAUUUAAACAAAAGAUCAAAGAGUCUCUUCAUUCUCUUCAUCUCUCAGAAUUCUCUUCAUCUCUGUUCAUUUUUUAAUGUAUUAGUAUUGUUAAAACAUCUCAAUGUUUUUCAAAAACGAUAGAUGCAAAUGUCCAUGUUUUCAUUUAGUUAAUAAAUUUUUGAAUGAAUUAAUAUACCAUGCUUUGUUGUAAAAAAAAAAAAAAAAUUCUGAAUAAUAAUGCAAAACAGUCUGCAUAGUUGUCUGUAUUAUAAUUACAAAGGUCACACAUUUUUCUUAUCUGAUAUUUUACCACAUUAUUUAAAUUUACAGAAAAAAAAGUGCUUUGAAGUUUUCGUCACUGAAUAGAUACUUACACUGAGUUACUAGGUUAUUAACUAAGUGCCAUCACUUAGUGGUGGGUGGUACAGGGGGAUUAGUCCGAGUGUGAGUCAACAAUAUAUACCAUGAUUUGUUGUAAAAAGAAAUUUGAAUAAUUAAUACAAAACAGUCUGUUUAACUUAUCCGCACUCUGGCUGUAGAAAUUUAUGAACUUUUAGACAAGAUAAAUAUAUGAUUUUCUACCAUAAUCUUCUUUUCUUAAUAAACUUUGUCCAUAUUUACAUUUUUUUUUUUUUUUUUUAACUAUGUGCCACUUUGUGUUGGUCUAUUCCAAUAAAAUACAUUUACAUUUGUGGUUGUAACCAUGACAAAAUGUGAAAAAGUUCAAGGGCUAUAAAUACUUUUGCAAGGCACUGGAAAUAAUAUGAAC
Messenger RNA from Clarias gariepinus (North African catfish), 2659 nucleotides. RefSeq names its product zinc finger protein 585A-like. Gene Ontology annotation, biological process: regulation of transcription by RNA polymerase II. NCBI's taxonomy places the organism in Eukaryota, Metazoa, Chordata, Actinopteri, Siluriformes, Clariidae. Bases 489 to 1640 code for a protein of 383 amino acids. Gene Ontology annotation, molecular function: DNA-binding transcription factor activity; RNA polymerase II cis-regulatory region sequence-specific DNA binding. The transcript is spliced from 3 exons. The record is from RefSeq and is a predicted model, not a curated record.